Lutzomyia longipalpis is the source of this 2295-nucleotide messenger RNA. Its product is annotated as zwei Ig domain protein zig-8-like. The record is from RefSeq and is a predicted model, not a curated record. Gene Ontology annotation, biological process: synapse organization. Bases 764 to 1690 code for a protein of 308 amino acids. NCBI's taxonomy places the organism in Eukaryota, Metazoa, Arthropoda, Insecta, Diptera, Psychodidae. Gene Ontology annotation, cellular component: neuron projection membrane. The transcript has 9 exons.
AGUGCAACACCGUUUGUCAAUCGGAACGUGUGUCACCCCUGAAGGAAAAAUCCCGCGAAUUUCCGUAACAAAUCCCAUCAUAUGAUUGCAAUAUUUUGUGAAAGCUUGCUUCUGUAAAAACAUUCAAAAGCUCUCCCCUGCAGUAGUGAACCAAAUACUAACUGGCUUAUUUACAAUAAAAAGUUCUAUUGGAAAAUAAGUGAAGAAUUUAAGAAGCGUAUGUUUUUUCUCGCCACAUUAUCUCAUAUGUGUGUUCCUGUAAAAUGUUGAGGACAAAUGUGAAAAAUGAUGUGUGAAAAUGGUGGACAAUGUGAAGGUGUGUGCGACAAUGCUACCUACCCCUGGGGCUGUGUUAGCUCUGAAAAAUCAACAUUGUGACUGAAUCACGUGCCAAAGUGGAUAAGGAAGAUUGCUAAGGAUAAAUAAAAAAAAGAAAAAAAUUCCACAAUCAGCAUGAUCCGCAAUUUCAUUUAAUUGGCUAAAAACCUUUCCGGUAGCCAGCAGUACAAGAGAAAAUUGAGAAUUCUCCGCAGACUCAUGCCACCAUUCUAAGCUCAGCGAGGGCAACCAAUUAUGCUACUGAGAUAUUAAAUUCCCCAUAAAAGUCUCAUCUACAACCAUCUUGUGGAUUCGGCAAGAAAGAGGUAGAAAAACACAAGGAAGAUUAUCUCAAGUAUUCUUCAUCGAAGAGAUAACCCCCUCGAAGAAAGAAAACACACGGAGACAAGUCAGGAAGGAUUGAAAAGUGGCGCAAGAGUGCAAAAUGAAAAUACUCUACCGGUUUCGUGUCUACAUUGGAUUUUGCCUCUUAAUCCUCCAGUCAAAAAUCAAAGAAAGCUUCACAUUAUCCACAGCAAAUCCCAUUGCUUUGCCCUACUUCAAUUUCGAUGUGCAGCGAAAUGUCACAGUGACUGUCGGACAAACAGCCUUCAUCCAUUGCCGUGUUGAGCGACUCGGUGAUAAAGAUGUUUCGUGGAUAAGGAAAAAGGAUCUCCACAUCCUCACCGCAGGCGCGCUAACUUACACGUCAGAUCAACGAUUUCAGGUUAUGCGAUCGGAUAGCACCGGAAAUUGGACACUCCAGCUGAAAUAUCCGCAAAUUCGGGAUUCAGGAGUGUAUGAGUGUCAAAUAAAUACAGAACCCAAAAUGUCUCUGUCUUAUGUACUCAACGUUGUAGAGCUGAGGGCAACAGUACUGGGGCCAUCUGAUAUGUAUGUAAAAUCGGGAAGUACCAUUCGAAUUGUUUGCCGUAUCCCACAAGGACCACAUGAUCUGGGCAAUGUGUUUUGGUACAAAGGUGCUGAAUUGCUGCAAGCGGCGCAUGCAAAUGAAGUUUAUGCUGACAAAACCCAAAGAAUAACAAUAGACUCUGAUUGGGUGGAUGGAUUGACUUCCAGAUUGAUCAUCCAAAUGGCUGUGCCCAGUGACACGGGAAAUUAUUCUUGUGUGCCCACAACUGUUGCUAAACCCGGAAGUGUUUAUGUUCACGUAAUUAUCGGAGAACAUCCAGCUGCGAUGCAACACAACUCAGCUGAACGGACCAUGAGGACGCGUGAGAGGAUUGGUGCAUUUAUUGCUGUGACAUUUCUAGUUCAAUUUGCAACCAACAUAUUUGGGUAUUGGACAUCCUCCUCAGUACUACUGCAUCAGCCAGGAACCUCCCACAUCCCACGGGGUGGCACGAGAUGAAACUUUCACCCCUGCCGAAGGCCCUUAGCCAUCCCAGCUUGACUUUCACACAGCCGGAUGAAUGGCAGUGGCACCUCGGCACAAUACAACAUCCUCGGCGUUGUGGAGGCAAAGUGUGACUGUGCAAUUUGAGAAAAUUCAAUAUUAUCCCAAAGAGUGGAUGUGCAUAAAGUGGCUAUAUAUGAAAAAGAAACUUGUUGGACUUCUUUUCUUCCAUACUCCGCAAAGGGAAGUUGACAAAGAAAAAUUUGGCUCAUCACAUUUUUACUAUAGAAAAACACACAUUAAAUUGAAGUCAUAUUACGAAGCUAGGGAGUAGAUGCAUAAAAUACAUUCCGAGAAGAGCUUCAGUUUCAAGAGAAUUUAUUAUAACAAAAAAAAAAAGGAAAUAAAAUAUGUUUUAUUAUUAUUAAUGGGCAUUUCAUGGCCAGAAGCAAAAAGUAAGGAAGAAAGUUGUAGGUAUUUUAUUCUUUUUGUAUUCCUUUCUGUUAAGCAAAGAAAUCAAAAUUACUCAAAUUAUUCUAAUCUCUUAAAAAUCAUUUCAUUUCCUGGAAAAGAUUAUGUAUAAUUUUGUGAGAAACUGAAUAAAUCCUGUAAGAAAGUAA